Ilex paraguariensis (yerba mate) is the source of this 183-nucleotide messenger RNA. The record is from the annotation of a GenBank genome assembly. Lineage: Eukaryota; Viridiplantae; Streptophyta; Magnoliopsida; Aquifoliales; Aquifoliaceae.
GUUUCGCAAUUGGGCUUCGGAUGCGGGGGAGUUUUAGGAAUUUACAAUGCCCCUCUUUCCCAUGAGGUUGGAUGUUCCAUUAUAUUAGAAGCAUUUAAUAAGGGUAUCACCAUCUUUGACACUGCUGAUAUGAAUGGAGAAAAUUAUGACAAUGAGAUCAUGAUUGGAAGUGCACAACUUUAG